AUGAAGAACUCCGUCAUCGCUCUUACACUCAUUGGUGUCGCGGCUGCCCGCCCGACCCUUAUGACCAAGCGUGAAGUUCCUCAGGAACACGCUCACCGCAACGUUAACCUUGCUGUCAACGACCUGCUUCAGCAGAACAACCCGGACAAUAUUCAGGAUCCUGUCUUUGCUCUCCUUGGAGCCAAGGCUGCUGCAGAGGGUGCCGGAGACAUCACCGAUACGGACUGUCUUCAGCAAGCCGUAGCUGACCAGGCCUUCACCAAUGCCAAGGAGGCUGGUGAUGUCGCGGGCAUGACCAUGGCUCUCAUCUACCGUACUUUGGAACGAAACACUGGCUCCGUCGGUCUGGCCUCUGCACCUUGCCAGUCCAUCAAGGCCGUCAAUCCUGAGAUUGCUGCGCUCCAGCAGCAUCAGGACCCUGCCAGUGAUGGCGCUCAGGCACUCAACAAGCAGAUCGCCGAAGAGCUCGCUCGCCAGAUCGCCUCAGUCGGUGGUGAUCCAUCGAUGGCUAACGAAGCUUCAACCUUCGCGCCUGGAGAGAUAGGCGACCCGACCGGUGCCGGCAAUACCUGCGACGUCGACACUGACGAUGCAGGAUGCAUCAACACCCAGAACCUUCGUGUCGAUGAUCUCACCGAGGAUGAGAUUACUGCUGCAGUCGCUGGUGUCAGUGGAGCUGCUGGUAACGGCACUGCCGCAGCUGGUAAUGCUACUGGUAAUGCUGGUAACAACAACGCCAACGCCGGUAAUAACGCCAACUCUGGUAACAACAAUGCCAACUCCGGUAACAGCAAUGCCAACGCUAGUAACAACGCCAAUGCUGGUAACAACAACAAUGCUGCUGCUGGCAACGCUGCCUCCGGUAACGCUGCCGCCUCUGGUGCCGCCGCCUUCGGCAACUGCGACCCUACCAUCACCUUUGGUAUCCCUUCGGAUGGCCGUCAGGAGGAGGCCUUUGAGCCCACCGAUCUGAGCACCUUCAACCACGGGUCUGCUCAGAAGAUUGACAUCAUCUCACAGUUCAUCUGCUCACAGAUGUCCAACAAGUGCGACGUAGACGCUGCAGCUGUCAGCACCUGUGAUGCUGCUGCGUCUGCCGCUUCGGGACUGACAGGUCAGGCGGCUGCAGAUGCGUUUAACUCGGCUCUUGGUCUUUAG
Alternaria burnsii is the source of this 1158-nucleotide messenger RNA. RefSeq lists its product as uncharacterized. The transcript is spliced from 2 exons. The record is from RefSeq and is a predicted model, not a curated record. Bases 1 to 1158 code for a protein of 385 amino acids. NCBI's taxonomy places the organism in Eukaryota, Fungi, Ascomycota, Dothideomycetes, Pleosporales, Pleosporaceae.